Molecule: messenger RNA, 405 nt
Organism: Solanum dulcamara
Lineage: Eukaryota; Viridiplantae; Streptophyta; Magnoliopsida; Solanales; Solanaceae
Exons: 1
Coding region: 1-405 (134 amino acids)
Source: RefSeq, a predicted model, not a curated record
AUGGAGGCAAUAGAGAAAAUGAUUGGAUAUGCAAAGUUUAUGAAGGAUCUUAUCACAAAGAAGAGAACGGUGAGCUUUGAAUCAGCCGGUAACUUGCAUCAUUAUUGUGCAAUCGCCAUUCGCUCACUUAUGUAUAAGAAAGAGGACCCUGGAGCAUUCACUAUACCAUGUACCAUAGGGGAAUUCAACUUUUCUAAGGCAUUGUGCGACUUGGGUGCUAGUAAUAAUUUGAUGCCGCUAGUAGUGUUUCGACAACUGGGCUUAGGAGCCCACAAAUCGACGCCAAUGGGGAUAUUGAUGGCAUAUCGUACUGUGAUGUUUUGUGCACUCAAAGGCCUUGAGUCGCUUAAUCACGCACUAAAGAGACGUGAAUUAAACUUGAAGAAUAGAGCAACCCACCUGUAA